UUAAUAUCUAAUAUUUCUUAUCAUUAUUGCUGACAUACAUAUGAAAUGACCAUGCUGUGGGAUAUUAUAAGAAUGGUUAUCUUCACGUAUAAAAUCACCAUACUUCUGAAGAUAAUAUGUUACGAAUUAUUAGCGAUGAGAUGACAAUUCCCAUUAAAAUCCGGAUAUAACGCACCGGCAUACUAUUCUACCAUUAUAUCGUGGUGUACCGGAUGACGUAACAAAGGCUACGAAGACAAGUCAGAGCAGCAGAGUACGUGCUCCCCUGGUCACUGUCAUCAGACCUGACCAAACAACUUAAAUACAUGGACAGAUAAGAGGGACGCCCAAUGUGCCAACAAACAUGGCGGAAGGAGGCCCACGUCCAGACCUUCCCUCAGUGGUUGAUACACGACCCAGCCAAUCGGAUUCAUAUCUCCUUGAAUGUCCGAUUUGUCCGGAGCAGUUACGACAGCCAAAGUACCUACCGUGCCUCCAUACUUUCUGUGAGGAAUGUUUGAGUAUCUACAUCGUCAAAGAAACUUCGAAGUCGAAUGGUACGGCGGCGUCCUUUACAUGUCCGGUAUGUAGAAAACUGACUCACCCUGUCGACAAAUCAGAGGACAAGACAAACUGGGCUAAACAGUUCCCGACCGACAGACAUGCCGUAGAGAGGAUCAAGCUAGCGAACAAGAAGACGGAACAAUACUACUGCAAACCCUGUCAGAAGAAAGGUAAUACGACGUCUGCACAGUUCUGGUGUGAAUACAACAAGACAUUCUUCUGCAAACAAUGCAAGGAGGAACACCAUGAUAUGGUCCACAGCGAUUGUGAUAUUGUCAAUAUGACGGAAUUUAACAGAUUCCAGAUCAGGCAGGAAAACUCGACCACAAGAUGCGACAAACACAAUGAGAAGAGUGAUUGCUACUGUCAGAACCACAAGUGUUUUGGAUGCAGUAAGUGUAUAUAUGUCGACCACAGGAGGUGUGAAGAUGUGUCUACAAUAGAAGAAUACUGUCAUGGACUAGAAAAUACGUCCCGACUGGAUCAAAGGUUGAGAUAUCUACAGCAAGGAGCUGACACCAUGGAGACUCUAAUUAAGAACUUCUUUCUACAGCUGCAAAGUGUCACAGUCGAUAAAGAUGCGGUAUUGAAAAGCAUUGAUGAACUGCAAGAACGGAUAAAUAAAUGCGUUGAGCAAAUAAAGAAAAAAGUCACUGAGGAUUUGAUUUCGGAGUUCAAAAAAGAACAGGAGAAUUUUAAGGUUUCCAGUCAAAAGUGUGAACGACUGAUGACAGUCUUGCAGGGUACCCUGGCAUCGUCAGUUACAGCUGCGCAGAAUAACGACCACAGGGCUACGAUUCUACUGUAUCAAAGAGGUCAAGCCGAGCUCGAGUCCUGUAGAGAUUUGGUAGUAGAGAUAAUGAAAUCGUUUUCUACCACGAUGUUUGAGCAUGAUUUCAAAUUCGAUGUCUCUGCUAUGUGUGCAGCCUUGAGUCUUGGGAAAGUCGUUGUUCGAAAGCAGCAUAGAAAUGUCCCAGGUUGUUUGGAUGCUUUCCUUCGACCUUUUCCUACACGUGAGAUAAAACAAAUCAGAAAGACGUACAUUCGUUGUCCGUCGGAUUCGUCCCCUUGUUUCGUGGUUGGACUUGUUUGUCUUCCUGAUGGCCGAGUCGUUGCUGGAGAUUACAACAACAAAAAGAUAAAGUUGAUCGACCCCGAAGGAAAUGUUGUUGACGAGAUAAAAGGGUCAAUAAAUGACCUUUGUACGGUAGAUUACACAACUGUGGCGGCCGCUGUUCGUAAUCCCGGGAAAAUACGUGUAGUGACAGUCACAUCCUCCAAACUUACCAUCAUAUCGGAAAUAAACACUACUACUAUUUGUUAUGGUAUUGCGUACAAAGAUGGAGGAUUUGUAGUGAGUUUAGGAUCUGAAGUGUGCAGUGUAAGUGAGGACGGUACGACCCACAAAUUACAGAAAUAUCGUGAUAAUGUAUACGGAUUGGCUCAAGAUUCUCAGCGUGGUCACUUGUUUCUCACACAUAACACCACCAUUGAUGGCAGAGUGGCCGUCAGCAGAUUGUCGCAUGACAACAGGCACACUGACAUCAUGAAAGUCGGUGUCGUGAAGAGUGCUGCUGGAGUGGACGUCGACGUAGAAGGUAACGUCUAUGUCUGUGACUACGAUUCCAACAACGUGGUGCAAAUGUCCGCCGAUGGGAAAAACAUCCGGGAACUGUUAACAGAAGAUGACGGUAUCAUACAACCAAGAGCAAUUUCCGUAUGUGAGGAUAAGCUUGCGGUAUCGAACGGGUCAGAAGAGCAAAGGGACUAUAUCUAUGUGUUUCAACUUGUUUGACAUGUAGAACCAAUCGUACACGUUUUCAGGUGGUAUAACGUACAAACCGCGUUGUUCUUUAAACGUAACAUCCACACUUGAUGUGUACUAUAGCAAAUGCAGGCUUUCGGACACUUCUGUCAAGGACUCAAUAAUGCUUUGUUUUACGACACACAUGUAUGGUGUCAGUUUUAUUCAUGAUUCGGCGUUUACUGUCUUUGUCCUAAAUUCAAUGUAUUAAUAUGCCAGUCCCUUUCUUUUGUACAAUCCUAACAGCAUUGCUGGUGAUUUACAUGCCAACGCGACCGCCUUAUAUUGCUAAACUUGCUUAAGAAUGCAAUCGCAUUGCAUUACAUGCUUGACAAAUUCAGCAAUACCCACACUGGGCUGUGAUAUUGGCAACUGGUUGCAGCAUGGUCUCCUUGUUUCUAGUCUCCACUUUCAAAUGUAUGUGAUGUACGUGGUCAAUAUGCCGCCUCGCUCAUUAUUCUAUUCGGAGGAAAUAAAUCAAUUUGCUGUUUUCCAUCUGUCAUGGCCGACACCGGAUGUGAGAAAUGACAUCCACUUCCCGUCACAAAUCAUGGUCUCCCUGACGUUUGAGACGUUAUUGUUUUCGUCGUUACUUCUGAGCUUCUCAGUAACAAGUUGGACAAGACAAGGAGCACGCGACCUCCAGAUGCAAAUUGUAUAAUGUGUAUGUAUAGUUUCUACCAUAGAUGAUCAAUGUAUGUUCUAUGUCGUACUAGCGAACACACAAAACAGGGUAUACUGCUGCUAUAAAGCGGUACAUACGAGCAUUGAAUUAUCGAUCAAAUGUGCUUUGUGUGAUGUUUUUUGGAUUUUUUUUUAUUGAAGUUUUAACUGUUUCCUAAUUAUAUCAAGUUAUAUUUGUUAUGCAUUCGACAAAUUUAAGUCUUGUUUCAAAACACAUGUUCACGUUACGUUGAUUAAUAUCAUUUUAAAUGAUACUGUCAGUUUGUUACCUGAUUCUUUCAGUUUUUCAAUGUUUACUGGUGAAUCAGCUUUAGAAGAUCCUUACAGUUUUCUAGCGUUUCGGGUGUUUACUGGUGAAUCAGCUUUAGAAGAUCCUUACAGUUUUCUAGCGUUUCGGGUGUUUACUGGUGAAUCAGCUUUAGAGGAUCUUUUCAGAUUUAUAGCGUUUCAAUGUUUUCUUGUGCAUCUUCGACAAUGAAAAAGUAUGAUCUAUUGAAAACAAGUGUAUUUUGUAUAUUUAAUGAAAUAUCACAAACAUAUAACUUAAGAUAUUGAAAUAUUACAAACAUAUAACUUAAGAUAUUGAAAUAUCACAAACAUAUAACUUAAGCUAUUGAAAUAUCACAAACAUAAAACUU
Molecule: messenger RNA, 3669 nt
Organism: Pecten maximus
Lineage: Eukaryota; Metazoa; Mollusca; Bivalvia; Pectinida; Pectinidae
Exons: 2
Coding region: 344-2338 (664 amino acids)
Biological process (GO): positive regulation of DNA-templated transcription
Cellular component (GO): nucleoplasm; chromatin
Molecular function (GO): ubiquitin-protein transferase activity
Source: RefSeq, a predicted model, not a curated record